AUGACAUACAAUAAAUUGGUUGUUGAUAUUGAAGGCACUGUGUGUCUGAUUUCAUUUGUCAAGGAUACUCUUUUCCCAUAUUUUCUUGAACAAAUUCCUUUAAAACUCAGGGAACUCACAUAUCCAAUCAAUUCUAAUGAUGAACAUUCUAGUCCAAUAACCUCAGUUGUCGCUGGUUUCCCACUGGAUAAGACCACAUCUUAUGAAACAUUGCUUGAACACAUCACUCUGUUGGUGCGACAAGAUAUCAAAGACCCAACUUUAAAAUCUUUGCAAGGUUUGGUAUGGCAAUUGGGUUAUGACAAUGGAGAUCUCGUGGCUCCAGUCUAUCAAGAUGCCAUUGAUUUCAUUCAAAGAUUCAACCGGGUCAAGGAGAACAAGGUUUAUGUAUAUUCUUCGGGCUCCAUCAAAGCUCAAAAGUUACUCUUUGGGCACGUUGGAGGACCUGAGGGAUCUUUCGAUUUGAAUCCAGAAUUUGAAGGAUACUUUGAUAUCACCACAUCAGGAUUCAAACAAGAAACUAGUUCUUAUGAAAAUAUUUUGAAAGAUAUUGGAGAACUGACUCCAUCAAAUGUUCUCUUUUUGAGUGACAACGUUAAGGAAGUACAAGCAGCGGUUUCUGCAGGAAUGCAAAGUUACAUAGUUGUUAGACCUGGGAACUAUCCAUUAACACAAGAAGAUAAGUCACUUGGGUUCAAAAUUAUUGACAAUUUUGAAGAUUUAUAG
Molecule: messenger RNA, 726 nt
Organism: [Candida] anglica
Lineage: Eukaryota; Fungi; Ascomycota; Pichiomycetes; Serinales; Debaryomycetaceae
Source: the annotation of a GenBank genome assembly